AUGCACCCGCCCAACGCUCAAAGUCAUGGGCGCCAGACGCUCGAGUCGCUUUACCCACAGGCACGGAAGCUUCAAUUCGAGCUCAAGAUGCAGAUGAGCUACUUGGGUUCCGGUCGCAUGGGCAGCAAGACGGAUGAGGGGGUGCAGGCUGAAGCUCGUGCGAAUUUGAGCGCGUUGGAGCAGCUGCAGUGGCAAUUGGACUCGCUCCUACAACAGAGUCUUGGAGCCUCCGCUAGGGAUACGUGGACAAAGAAACUGCAGCAGCUAAGGAGCGAGACGCAUGCACUAGGCAGCACCUUAGAGCAACAUCUCUACAGCAUCAGCCGUCGAGCAGCGGAGGCGCGCGAGAGAGAAAGUCUUCUGAGUCGACGCUAUGCUGGAUUUGAUAACGGCAACGGGGCCUUGUACGCCGCUCAAGAGUCGGAGAGUCUGCAGCGAUCUUCGCAAAUGGUCUCGGACUUGACGAGUCUGUCGCAGUCGAUACUGGGAGAUCUCGGCGAGCAACGUAGUCGACUAAAGAAUGUGCGCACGAAGCUGCUGGACAUUGCAAAUCGACUGGGAUUAUCAAGCUCGCUCCUGCGAGUGAUUGAGCGACGUGACACGGUGGACUUUUGGAUCGUGAUGGGCGGCAUGCUCGUGACACUAGCGUUUCUCUUCAUGUGCUAUGCGUAUGUAACGUCCAAUUGA
Peronospora matthiolae is the source of this 687-nucleotide messenger RNA. The record is from the annotation of a GenBank genome assembly. NCBI's taxonomy places the organism in Eukaryota, Oomycota, Peronosporomycetes, Peronosporales, Peronosporaceae.